Hemibagrus wyckioides is the source of this 1524-nucleotide messenger RNA. It is a transcript of the gene aip, whose product is annotated as aryl hydrocarbon receptor interacting protein. Lineage: Eukaryota; Metazoa; Chordata; Actinopteri; Siluriformes; Bagridae. Gene Ontology annotation, molecular function: peptidyl-prolyl cis-trans isomerase activity; protein binding. The transcript is spliced from 7 exons. Bases 56 to 1081 code for a protein of 341 amino acids. The record is from RefSeq and is a predicted model, not a curated record.
CUCGCGGACUCUAGCGCCCCCUGCGUUCUGGUUCGGUAUCUUUUACAUUACCAGAAUGGAGGAACUUGCUCUGAAGCUGAGUGCGGAUGGCAUCCAGAAAAAAGUGCUUUCUCCUGGAAAAGGGGAAAUCCUAGAGUAUCUGGAUGGCACGAAGGUGAAGUUUCAUUACCGCAGCAGCCUGUGUGACGGCACGGUGCUGGAUGACUCCAGGACCAUGGGAGGGAAGAGUAAGCCCAUGGAGCUCAUCCUGGGGAAGAAGUUUAAGUUGCCCGUGUGGGAGCGUGUGGUCAGCACCAUGCGGGUCUGUGAGAUCGCAGAGUUUACCUGUGACGUCAAGCACACGGCUCUGUACCCGCUGGUGUCUCAGUCUCUGAGGAACAUCAGCGUGGGUAAAGAUCCUCUGGAGGGACAGAGACACUGCUGUGGCAUCGCACAGGUCCACUCUCACCACUUACAUGGACACAAAGAUCUGGAAAAGCUCCAGGCCAACCCUCAGCCCCUGGUCUUCACCAUGGAGCUCCUGGAGGUUUUGCCUCCUGGCUCCUUCACUUUGGAGACGUGGGCGAUGUCGGAUGAGGAGAAGCUAGCUGCCGUGCCACAGAUCCACGAGGAAGGAAACGCACUCUUCAAAAAGGGAGACACGGCAGGAGCCACAGAAAAAUACUACAACGCCAUCGCCUGCCUCAAGAACUUACAGAUGAAGGAGCAGCCAGGCGAUCAGCCGUGGAUUAAGUUGGAUCUGAUGAUCACGCCACUGCUGCUGAAUUACUGCCAGUGUAAACUGAUCCAGGGUCAGUACUACGAGGUGCUGGACCACUGCUCCUCUCUGCUCAACAAGUACGAGGAUAACGUGAAGGCCUACUUCAAGCGAGGAAAAGCUCACGCGGCCGUGUGGAACGAAGCCGAAGCCCGAGCUGAUUUUCAGAAGGUUCUGCAGCUGGACCCUUCUCUCAGUCCGGCCGUGAGCAAAGAGAUCCAAGCGAUGGAGAAGCGCAUCCGAGAGAAGGAAAAAGAGGAGAAAGGACGCUACAAAAAUCUCUUCAACUCCAGCAGCACCUCAGCAGCAGCUACUAUGAGCUGAAACCGGCUUUCUGCAGUCGCUCCUGAAGAGAUGCUCCGUUACAGAGAGGCUGUAACACCUGAGCACAAGAACUCUUCAUCAUUUCAACACGAGCAGCUUUCUUGAUUUAUUUCCCUCACACACACCCCCUCAUUAACACUCUCACACAAUUACAACACAGAACAAUCCCUGCAGUGUAACUCAGGCUGGGUCCUAAACGCUAAAGUUCUUACAAAGCAGCAUGAUGAAGGACAGAGUCUUACACCGUGGUGGGGUCACUAGAUCUGACCUCUAGCGUUUGGGACACGCCCUAAAAGUGAGGUGAGAGGCUAAUUCAAAGGAACACACCUUUUGAUUUUGCACAAAAUUUAUAGGGACGACACCUCAGAGGCUGGAACCUGCAUGUGGGACACGCCCCCCGAGAGAGAGAGAGAGACAGACACGCCCCCUGAGAGAGACAAUCA